This is a messenger RNA of Penicillium longicatenatum, 1548 nucleotides long. RefSeq names its product cytochrome P450. The coding region runs from base 1 to 1548 and encodes 515 amino acids. Lineage: Eukaryota; Fungi; Ascomycota; Eurotiomycetes; Eurotiales; Aspergillaceae. The transcript has 5 exons. The record is from RefSeq and is a predicted model, not a curated record. Gene Ontology annotation, molecular function: iron ion binding; heme binding; monooxygenase activity.
AUGCUCUCGAUCUGGGCAACAUCCAGUAUCCUAUUCUGGAUCCUGUCUGCCGCAUGCCUAAUUCUUCUCUGGCUUACCAAGUCUAUCCUCUAUGAGCUUUACUUCUCGCCGCUGCGCCGCUUCCCAGGCCCACGGUCCUGGGCCAUUUCCCGCAUUCCACUGCAGAUCUCCGUUCUGCGGGGACAUAAUCACAUCGAUAUCACCGCUCUACAUGACCGUUAUGGUCCCGUUGUGCGCAUCAGCCCUGACGAGCUGGCUUUCAAUACUCCACAAGCUUUUCGAGAUAUCUACGGUUCUCGACCAGGUGGAUGCUUUCCGAAGGAUCGGAGCCGCUACAUCCCGCCGGCGAAUGGGGUCGACCAUCUCGUAUGCGCGAUAGAUCAUGGCGUACAUGCUCGUCAACGACGACUACUGGCUCAUGCGUUCUCGGAGCGCGCUCUCAGAGACCAAGAGGGCUUGAUUACGGGGUAUGUGGAUACUUUGAUUUGCAAGUUGCAAGAGGCAGUCAAGGCCAAGAAUGUCCCAGUUGAUAUCAAGAACUGGAUGAACUUUACUACUUUUGAUAUCACCGGUGACCUGAUGUUUGGUGAAUCUUUCGAUUGUCUCAAGGAUAGUCAGCUGCACCCGUGGAUCCAGUUGAUUUUUAGCUCUAUCAAGGCUCUCGCCUUUAUUGGAGCAGCGCAGCAGUUUCCUAUUCUGAAGGUGAUGCUUGCUGCCCUGAUUCCGAGCGAGGUCACACGCAAGGGCAAAGAGCAUUUUGAACUGGGUUCGAAGAAGGUGGAUCGUCGCUUGCAGUCGGAUAUCUCUCGCCCAGAUUUUAUGUCAGCCAUUCUGCAGAAUGGACUCAGUGAAGUUAAGGGACAGUAUCUGAAUGGUGAGAAGAUUAUGAGUAGGGCUGAGAUUCAUUCGAAUGCUUUCAUUCUCAUCAUCGCUGGCAGCGAGACUUCGGCGACCCUGCUUUCCGGGUGCAUUUUCUACUUAUGUACACAUCCACUCGCCAUGCGCCAACUCGUCGCGGAGAUUCGAUCGACUUUCGACAAGGACACGGAUAUCAGCUUCCGCGGCGCUGCAAGUCUGACAUACUUAGCCGCCGUCAUCGAGGAAUCUCUACGGAUGUACCCGCCUUUUGUGACAAGUCUUGCUCGCAUUGUUCCAGUAGGAGGAUCUACAAUCGACGGCCAGUAUGUUCCUGGAGGGACAACUGUUGCAUGCCACCACUAUGCAUCAUACCACUCUGCGUCAAACUUUACCUUUCCCCACGAUUUCCUCCCAGAGCGUUGGCUCGGCCAGAACGCGCGCUUCGAUCAAGAUAAGAGGGACGUUCUUCAGCCUUUUAGCCUUGGACCACGGAAUUGUCUUGGGAAAAAUCUGGCAUACUGCGAGAUCCGCCUCAUCCUUUGCAAACUGCUGUACCACUUUGAUAUCACGCUGUGUCCCGAAAGCGCCAAUUGGACUGAUCAGAAGGUUUUCUUUCUGUGGGAUAAGCCUAGGCUUAUGGUAACACUGCAGCAUCGAUUCUCGGAAGAGGGCGAAGGUAAGGAUGAGUAG